Molecule: messenger RNA, 1024 nt
Organism: Arachis ipaensis
Lineage: Eukaryota; Viridiplantae; Streptophyta; Magnoliopsida; Fabales; Fabaceae
Source: RefSeq, a predicted model, not a curated record
AAAUAAAAAAUAACAUUGGUUACAAUUGUUUAUUGAAAAUGUGCAAACUUAAGUCAUGAAAGUUGUUUGUAUAAUGUGAGAUCUCAAUGAAUACGUAGAUGGCAACAGUCAACUUGGAAGAUGUGUUGUACACACGGAGUGACGAUGGUGUUGAUUACGGCGAUGUUGCUUCUCUCACCGACGACGACAUAUUAAGAAAGAGAAUGGCUUAGACAUAGAAAACAUUACAAUCGGGUGGAUAGGAGGAGGCCUCACAAGCCGGAGACAAGGACAAACUGUGAGGCGAGGAUGUGCAUAUACCUUGACAGGAGCAAUAACAUCUGGAGGGUGAAGAAGGUUAUCACGAGGCACAACCAUGCGCUCACACAUCCUGGCAUGGUCCACCUAAUUCCAAAUUUUCGGUCCAUGACAGAAGUGGCAAAAGCUCAAAUAGAUGGGAUGCAAGGGUGUGGAAUCUCGACCUCGAAGACGAUGCAGUACCUGGCCGGCAUGGCCGGUGGGUAUUCUCUAGUUGGUUUCCUGAACAAGGAUGCCUAUAACUAUGUCGACAGGAGUAGGCGUGCUAGAAUCGCCGACGGGGAUGUGAACUCGGCUAUAGUGUACCUGGAGGAAAAAGUUGAUGCUGACCCGAUGUCUAUGGCGUGGUAUAAUGUUACCGUGGAUGACAUGCUAGCGAAUUUACUCUGGGCAGAUGGUGGUAGCAGGCUUGACUACCAGUACUUCGGCGAUGUUCUUGCAUUCGACUCAACAUAUAAGAAGAACAAGUAUAACAGGCCGCUGGUUAUUUUUUCUGGUUGUAAUAACCACAAGCAAACUUGUAUAUUUGGGUUUGGGUUGGUGUUAGAUGAGAGCAUCGCAUCAUAUACAUGGCUGAUGGAGAAUUUUUUGGAGGUCAUGUGCAACAAAGUGCCAUCGGUUGUUGUGACUGACGGAGAUGAUUCAAUCCGGGAGGCUGUUCGAAAAGUUUUUUCCGGAUGCAACCCAUUGGGUUUGUGCAUAGCACAUUGAGAAGAAUAUUAUAUCU